Messenger RNA from Sphaerulina musiva SO2202, 1563 nucleotides. Its product is annotated as cytochrome P450. The record is from RefSeq and is a predicted model, not a curated record. Lineage: Eukaryota; Fungi; Ascomycota; Dothideomycetes; Mycosphaerellales; Mycosphaerellaceae. Bases 1 to 1563 code for a protein of 520 amino acids. The transcript is spliced from 2 exons. Gene Ontology annotation, molecular function: heme binding; oxidoreductase activity, acting on paired donors, with incorporation or reduction of molecular oxygen; monooxygenase activity.
AUGAUUGCAGACAACGUAGGAUCAGUCUUGCUUACAGCUGCCACAAUAGCGAUACUCCUGCGCAUUAUCAGCAAUGCUGUGCGCAAGUUCAAGCAAUCCUCCAAAGCGAGAGCACUUGGCUGUCAGCCAGCCUCAAUAGAACCAGCACAAUGGCCCUUGGGCAUCGACACGAUCAGAAACAUGAUGAAGGCGGAUCGAGAACAACGAACGCCUGAUUUUAUGGUCGAACGCUUCAAUAGAAUGGGCAGAUAUACCUUCCUUGUGCAAGUGCUGGGACAGUCGAACAUACUCACAGCGGACCCGGAGAACAUCAAAGCAAUACUCGCUACGCAGUUCGCGGACUUCCGUAUGGGCCGAGUGAGAGAGACAAAUUUGAAAUUGGUACUUGGCAGAAGCAUCUUUACUGUAGAUGGUGACGCAUGGCACAGCUCCAGAGAGAUGGUCCGGCCAAUCUUCUCACGCGAAAACGUGUCGGAUCUUGCCUUGCUGGAGAGACACUUGAAGGUGAUGUUCAAGUGCAUGCCCGUGAAUUCGGAUGGCUGGACCAAGCCUGUCAGUCUGGCCACGCUCUUUCCUUGCUUGACGAUCGAUUCUGCAACAGAGUUAUUCCUGGGAAAAAGCACAAACUCACUGGACGCCCGGCUUGCAGGUCGAGACGGAGGCAAAGACUUCCACUGGGCAUUCGAACGAGUCCAGCAGAUCUUGGGAAUCCGCAUCCGACUGCAGGGCCUGUAUUGGCUAUAUGGCAACCGAGAGAUUAAGGAGAUUGUCCAGAUUUUGAAUGACUUCUGCGAUCGAGCCAUGGACGAAGCGGAUUACAAAAAUCGCCAAGCCGAUGGCAAGAACUAUGAUUAUCUUGACGUGCUCCGUUCUCGCGCAGCCGAUCCUUCGGAAGUUCGCGAGCAAGUCUUGGGAUUACUCGCCGCCGGCCGAGACACGACAGCAUCAUUCCUGAGCUGGGUAUUCUACUGCCUGAUACGAAACGACCGCGUGUUCCACAAGCUCCGUAGAAUCAUACUGGACACGUUCGGGCCAGACGGUUUCGACGAGGCAAACAUCACCUUUGAGAAGCUCAAAGGCUGCUCAUACUUGCAGCACGUCAUGAAUGAAACUCUACGACUACACUCCAUUGUCCCCUUCAACGGACGCACUGCCAUCCGCGACACCACCCUCCCCACCGGCGGCGGACCGGACGGCACAGCACCCAUCUUCAUCCCCGCCGGGGGCGAAGUCCGCUUUAGUACUCACGUCCUCCAUCGAAGACACGACCUCUGGGGCCCCGACGCCGACGACUUUGUCCCCGAACGGUGGGAGAAGAAGCGUCCCGGAUGGAGCUAUGCGCCUUUUAAUGGCGGUCCGAGAAUUUGUAUUGGUCAGCAGUUUGCCUUGACGGAGGCGGGACAUGUGAUUGUACGCAUGUUGCAGAAAUUUGAUGCCAUUGAGGGGCUCGAUGUUGAUCCUCUGAGGGAUUAUCAUAAUUUUACCCUGGUGUGUGGGCCUGGGCCGGGACAUGAGGGUGUUUUGUGUCGGUUGAGAGAUGCGACUGCGAGGAAGGGGGAGUAG